Messenger RNA from Perognathus longimembris pacificus (Pacific pocket mouse), 2850 nucleotides. RefSeq names its product microtubule associated protein RP/EB family member 1 (gene Mapre1). NCBI's taxonomy places the organism in Eukaryota, Metazoa, Chordata, Mammalia, Rodentia, Heteromyidae. The record is from RefSeq and is a predicted model, not a curated record. Gene Ontology annotation, biological process: spindle assembly; regulation of microtubule polymerization or depolymerization; protein localization to microtubule plus-end. Gene Ontology annotation, cellular component: spindle midzone; microtubule organizing center; microtubule plus-end. Bases 148 to 954 code for a protein of 268 amino acids. The transcript has 7 exons. Gene Ontology annotation, molecular function: microtubule plus-end binding.
GUGACGAGUUUUUACGUAGGCGCGUCACUGGGUGGGGGGAGCGUGUGAGGUCAUCGCGCGGGCGGGCGGGGUCGGACGGUUUGAACAGACGAAGACGGAACCUGAGCCGGGCGCGGGUAGGGGACGCGGUUCUGCUGAGAGCCGAAGAUGGCAGUGAACGUAUAUUCAACGUCAGUAACCAGUGAUAACCUAAGUCGACAUGAUAUGCUGGCCUGGAUCAAUGAGUCUCUACAGUUGAAUCUGACAAAGAUUGAACAGUUGUGCUCAGGUGCUGCCUAUUGUCAGUUUAUGGACAUGCUAUUCCCUGGCUCUAUUGCCUUGAAGAAAGUGAAAUUCCAAGCUAAGCUAGAACAUGAAUAUAUCCAGAACUUCAAAAUACUACAAGCAGGUUUUAAGAGAAUGGGUGUUGACAAAAUAAUUCCUGUGGAUAAAUUAGUAAAAGGAAAGUUUCAGGACAACUUUGAAUUUGUUCAGUGGUUCAAGAAAUUUUUUGAUGCGAACUAUGAUGGAAAAGACUAUGACCCUGUAGCUGCCAGACAAGGUCAAGAAACCGCAGUGGCUCCCACCCUUGUUGCUCCAGCUCUGAAUAAACCCAAGAAACCUCUUGGCUCUAGUGGUGCAGCUCCACCAAGGCCCAUUUCAACACAGAGAACUACUGCGACUCCUAAGGCUGGCCCAGGGGUGGUGCGAAAGAAUCCUGGUGUGGGCAAUGGGGAUGAUGAAGCAGCUGAAUUGAUGCAGCAGGUCAAAGUAUUGAAACUUACUGUGGAAGAUUUGGAGAAAGAGAGAGAUUUCUACUUCGGAAAGCUAAGGAACAUUGAACUGAUUUGCCAGGAGAAUGAGGGGGAAAAUGACCCUGUAUUGCAGAGGAUUGUAGACAUUCUCUAUGCCACAGAUGAAGGCUUUGUGAUACCUGAUGAAGGGGGCCCACAGGAAGAGCAAGAAGAGUAUUAACAGCCUGGACCAGCAGAUCAACAUUGAAUUCUUCACUCCAAAAUCAUGUGCUUAACUGUAAAAUACUCCCUUUUAUUAUUCCUAGAGGAUUCACUGGUUUCUUUUCAUAAGCAAAAAGUACCUCUUCUUAAAAGUGCACUUUGCAGAAGUUUCACUCCUUUUCCAAUAAGUUUGAGUUAGGAGCUUAUAGCAGAAGCAGUAUUAACAUCUAGUUGGUUCACCUGGGAACAGAGAGGCUGACCAUGGGGCUCAGCGUGUGGACACUGGUCACACUGAUUGCUGAAGAAGGUGUUUGAUGUAACACUGAGGUGGCAGCCUCAGUAGAGACAUGUAAAGACUGAAUUGAAUUUUAAGCUAAUGUGAAAUCCUGGCAAAGAACGUUUUAAUAAAUAAAUGCCUUAAGAGUAUUUAAAAUAUGCUUCCAUAUUUCAAAAUAGAAAAUGAACAUGACAGGAGAUAUCAUGUGUCUGACUUUGUGGUCUGGGAAGGAGGGGCCAGACUUUGGGACCUUUGGCGCCUGCUGUCUCAGGCCUUACAGGGCUGCUUGGAUCCUCGCAGGCCAUAUCUUUGGCCCCAAAGUGAAGUCUAAAAAAUUGCUCUGUAAGGCCAUUUGGUGCCAUCGGCCAGACGCACUUGCUAUAAGCAAGUGGCAUGGCUGCCUGGGUGAAUAGUGUGUUUCAACCCUGAGAUGGUUUGAGGUGAAGACCUAGAUUUUCAUUGAUGGAGUCUUCUGAUUUUUUCCAAUUAUCCUUGAAAUUGCUUUGUAUUGUGUUUUUUGAGAAAUGAGAUAUGCCCAGUUUUUUGUUUUUUUUUUUUCCAGUCCUGGGGCUUGGACUAAGGAGGGCCUGAGCACUGUCCCUGGCUUCUUUUUGCUCAAGGCUAGCACUCUGCCACUUGAGCCACAGUGCCACUUCCAGCCUUUCCUGUGUAUGUGGUGCUGAGGAAAUCGAACCCAGGGCUUCAUGCAUGCUAGGCAAGCACUCUACUGCUAAGCCACAUUCCCAGCCCCAGUUUUUUUUUUUUUUUUUUUUAAUCUAACAACUACUUUUGGGAACUUGCCCACAUCUCUGGGAUUCAAAUGGGAGUUGUGUCCCAUUUUACUGUUUUUAAAGUUUACAUUGAACAUGUUUCUCUUCUCUGCUCCCUCUGUCCACUGGGGGCUCCUCUUUGGCUCCUUCAGUUUGCUGCUUAGUGUUGGAAGUACAGCAGGCAGGUGAUGCCGCUGCAGGUUCUUGCGGGAACUCUGGCACAGGGAGUGACCAUUGACGGCCAUCGUUACCUUGGGCUCUACAAGGCUGGGGUGUUUUCCACAUCUGCUGUUCACAGCUCUCCACUGUUAUCUGGAUACUUUGCCAGUGCACUAAUCUCUUUGGAGAUAAAAUUCACUAGUGUGUUACUAAAUGUCAGUUUUCUUUCGCAGAAAAUACAGUACUGUGUCUGAAUUAAUUAUUAAUAUUUAAAAGAUUUCAUUCCUUCUCCCUCAUUUGCUUUGCCCCUGGCCUAGUCAGUCCCUUUGUUUGGCAGAAUUCUGCAAAAUGUAUUUCACCCACUACUGAGAUUGUUCAGUCCCUGAUGUGUUUGUAUUGAUUUGUUUCUGGUGGUAGCUUGUCCUAAAAUGUGUGUAGAAAGCAAGGUAUUUUAUGAUAAAAUUGUUGUGUAGUGCAUGCUUCGUGUGGAAUUCAGAGGGAAACCCAGAUUCAUUGAUUAACAAUGCCAAAAAUGCAAGUAACCAGCCAUUGUUGAAAGGACAGUGGUGCUAUUUCUCUUUUGUGGCCUUUUAGACUUUUGUUGCCCGAAAAUUCCAUUUUAUUGGGAACCCAUUUUCCACCUGGUCUUUCCUGACAGGGUUUUUUUCUACUUUUAACAGUUUCUAAAUAAAAUUCUGUAUUUCAAGAG